Molecule: messenger RNA, 441 nt
Organism: Lithohypha guttulata
Lineage: Eukaryota; Fungi; Ascomycota; Eurotiomycetes; Chaetothyriales; Trichomeriaceae
Exons: 1
Coding region: 1-441 (146 amino acids)
Source: RefSeq, a predicted model, not a curated record
AUGAGUAGCCUUGUCUCACUGAAUAUCAUCCCAGAGGAGUUCGCCAAACAAAGUGUAUCGCCUGCGUUGAUUGAGACUCGACGUCGUGUGAUCAAGGAGAGCCUUAAAGACGGACUACGAGCAUGGGUUGAAAACAGAGGAUUGAAAGCUCAACAACGCAAAGCCCUAGAACUUGAUGAGACUGAAAGAAGUACUGUGAAAAUGCUAGUACGACGAUUGACUGCUCGCAAACUGGCAGAAGAGCUCGAGGGUAAGGCUGAUGCAGUAUCGAUGGAGAAGAAAAGAGCUCAGGCACGUUGGGGUCGAGCUCUAGAAGCUCAAGCUAUCAAGGAAGAGAGGAGGGCAAAGAGUCAGAGUGGGGCAUGCGCGCACCCGACACGUGCUAAAGUCUCACAGUUGAAGCGCUUCUGGGAGGGAGCUCUUAGGACUGCCAGUGGUUGA